AUGGCUUGUCACAGAGAUGAAGAUGACUACGAACCAGACCAAGCUCUAGAUGGGGAUGAAGAAGAGGAACAUGAGGAGGAGCAGGGAGGACAAAGAUCCAAACAGAAGCGGAGGAGAUCGGAUUUCAUAGACGACGAUGAGGCUUAUGAUGGUGGUGUGAGUCGUAAGCGGAGGAAUAAGAGGCCUAUUGGGUCAAAGUUUCUUGAUAUCGAGGCUGAGGUCGAUAACGAUAAGGAGGAGGAAGAGGAAGAUGAGGGCGAGGACGACUUCAUUGUUGAUACUGGAACUGAUCUCCCGAAGAAGAACAUGGUGGUAGAAGGAUGCAUCGUCAUCGUCCAUUGCAGCCGCAAGAAGAUGAGCAAGAAGAAGAUGUUGAAGCGCUUGAGAGAAGAAUUCAAGCGCGAAUACGACGAGGAGGAGACAACUGAUCUGGUGGUGAAUCAGCAAGCUCUUUUACCUUGUGUUAGGGACCCGAAGUUGUGGAUGGUAAAAUGCGCGAUCGGUCGUGAGCGAGAAGCAGUUGUUUGCUUAAUGCAAAAGUAUAUUGAUAAACCUAAACUGAACAUCAAGUCUGUUGUUGCCCUAGACCACCUCAAAAACUUUAUAUACAUUGAAGCCGACAACGAAGCCCAUGUGAGGGAGGCUUGCAAAGGUCUGCGCAAUAUACUUGCCCUACAUAAGUUAAACCGUGUUCCGAUCGGAGAAAUGACUGACGUUCUUUCAGUUGAAAGCAAGGCAAUUGAUGUUUCUAGGGGUACAUGGGUCAGAAUGAAGAUGGGGACCUAUAAAGGAGACCUUGCCAAGGUUGUGGGUGUCGAUGAUGUGCGGCAGAGAGUCAGGGUAAAGUUAAUUCCAAGGAUUGAUUUACAAGCUAUUGCGAAUAAACUGGAGGCAGACAAGUUGUGA
Molecule: messenger RNA, 906 nt
Organism: Prunus armeniaca (apricot)
Lineage: Eukaryota; Viridiplantae; Streptophyta; Magnoliopsida; Rosales; Rosaceae
Source: the annotation of a GenBank genome assembly